This is a messenger RNA of Pezoporus occidentalis (night parrot), 2070 nucleotides long. RefSeq names its product caspase recruitment domain-containing protein 8-like. The transcript has 10 exons. Gene Ontology annotation, cellular component: canonical inflammasome complex. The coding region runs from base 76 to 1386 and encodes 436 amino acids. The record is from RefSeq and is a predicted model, not a curated record. Gene Ontology annotation, biological process: regulation of apoptotic process. Lineage: Eukaryota; Metazoa; Chordata; Aves; Psittaciformes; Psittacidae.
CCAGCACUUUCGGUUUCGUAGCGAAGCAAGGAAGCCAGGAUCUUGCAAGGAAGCAAGGAGCCUUGGAUUUUUGUGAUGGCUGAAAGAGACCCCAAGGAGGGUGAUGGGCCCUUCACCUUUGGUGCUGUCGUAAGGACGCGCGUGGCAAGCCGUUACAAACCUCUGAGAGAUGAUGCCUUGGGGAGCUCAGAGAUGAGUGAUGACGAGCUGGAGCCGGACUCAGACCCAGACCCACCACUGCAGGGAAACUGCUGCAGCUGCAUCAGAGAGGAUCUUCCACAGGUGAUGCCAGAGAUCAUCCGAGAGGCCGUGAAGCACCGCACCACGUACCAAGCUCACCUCCCUGGUGCAGGCAUCUUCCAGUGCUCCAUCACAGGCCUUGGCUUUAAGGUGAAGUCAGCAGUGACCAUCACCUACAGAUAUGCCACCUGGAGCAGACACCUCAGCAAGGCCGAUGAGGAAAUGUGGGUUCCUGCUGGACCCCUCUUCCACAUCAAGGUGCAGCCCAGGGUCGUGCAGGAGGUGCAUCUCCCCCACUUCAUCUGCCUCGCAGAAGGCGUAGACACCAGCGUAUGCUCCAUUGCCCAUUUUAAAUUUGAGAACAUGAUCCUGGAGAGACCAACCAGGGUGGCUGCAUUCUCUGCUGUCCUGAGGAAUCCCAGCUUCUCACUGCUUGGGGUGCUUUGGAGGAAGUUACGUUCAACCUUAUAUUCAUUUCCUAUGCAUUCUUUGGUGCUGAUCUACCAGCAGCUCAGGGCUGCAAAUACAACUUUUCACCUCUACCUGAUCCCAGAUGACAACUCUGUGAAGCAGGCCAUAGAAAACCAAGAAAAGGAUUGGAAUACAAAGCUUAUUCCCAAGCCUCCUCCAUUCAGCCCUCUGUUCUUUGGCUGCAUUUACCAGGUGACCAGUACAGAUUUGGUGGUGAUAACACCUGACGCACACUUGCCAUUUUGUUACAGGAGUCCUAAGGAACAGCAGCUCUUUGUUGAGAUCUACAUCAACAAUAUGGCAGAGGAAACUGGGCUCCUUAUGAUAAACACACAUGAUAAUACUGAGGUCUGGAGGGCAUCGCUGAGACCAGGUGAUAUUAAUCCUCCUGCCUUUGCCUCCAUGAACAUGUCAGGUGGAGCAUUCCUGAAGAAGCACAAGGCCAAACUUUGCUCCAGGAUGAGGCAGCUCACCAUUCUGCCACACUUGCGGAAUGCAAAUGUCAUCAAUAGUGAUGAAGAAGAGGAGCUGCAAAGUCAAAAUAAGAGUGUAACAAGGAACCUAAUUUUGCUGGAUCUAAUUGAGAAGAAGGGUCUGAAGGCCCAGGAACAGCUCUACCAGAUCCUCCGUUUGAAAGACCCGUAUCUCGUUGCAGAUCUGGAGAAUUCCAGCUAGGCCUGGAAAAGCAGAACUGCUUUUGUUCCCGUUGCUCAGCUUAUGGGAGCAAUGGAAGGGCAGUUAAAGUGUGGAAUCCCAAUGUUACACUGGAAAAUGCAAUAAUCCCUCUGAGCUUCCUGGUCCCAGGCCUGCAUUACUUGGCUGAUUCUAUUGCCAGCAGUGGACAUGACAGCUACUGGAGAGAAGCUGCUGGAACAAGAGACCUUGGUUCCAAAUCCACUGCCAAUACCUUGGAUCUGUCUGCUCCCCUGAGUCUGGGCCAUACAUCUCCAAAAGCUCCAUGCAGCUGCUGGGAGGUGAAGGAGCCCCUCUCAAAGGAGCCAUAGAAAAUAACAGAAGAGAUUCUUGAGCAAGCUGCUCUACUGGAAGGUGUCCCUGCCCAUGGCAGGGCAUUGGGACUGGAUGAGCUUUAAGGUCCCUCCCAACCCAAACCAUUCCAAGAUUCUAUGAUUCAGGUUCAUGCAUCUUCAGGGAAAGUCUGACUCAACACUUGGACACUGGCUGGGAGGGGUGCAGGAAUGGACCCAUGCAGACCGGAAGGGGAACCAGGAAGAACAAAGCAGGGUGAAGCAGAAGGGUGUUUUAAAAGCGGCCAUUUGGUUAUAAACCAGGCUGAGCCCUGUGCCGGUCACCACAGUCUGUCCUGGCUCUUUAUAUUUUCAUAUUAAACGUUUUUGUAAU